Messenger RNA from Pelobates cultripes (western spadefoot toad), 492 nucleotides. The record is from the annotation of a GenBank genome assembly. Lineage: Eukaryota; Metazoa; Chordata; Amphibia; Anura; Pelobatidae.
AUGGACGACUUUCUCUCCACCCCAGACAGCUUCCACGCCACGAAGCCUGCAGACAAGAAUGCGGCCGCCUCCCCAGGAGCGGAGAGCGACGCGGAUUCAGCCCUAUUGCAGAUAACAACAGAACUUGCGGCCAUCUCGGCCAACAUGUUCACCAAAAGUGAUAAAGCCGAUAAUGAAGACCUCUUUGAAGCCCUUACACAGCUCUUCACACACAUCUUAGGCGAGGAGGUCCCUGAUGACUUCCACAAAGAACGAGCCCACAGGGCCCUGCGCCCACCAAGAAGAGAUGGCCUCCCUCGAGAUGUGAUAUGUUGCCUACUUUCUUUUCAGCUUAAAGAAGCCAUCAUGCGAGCGGCACGCCAGCAGAGCGUCACUUUCCGUGACGCCUCGGUGUCACUGUACCAGGACCUGUCCUCCCUUACCCUGGAUGCCCAGAGGGCACUGCGGCCUCUAACAUGCAUCCUACAGGAGAAACGCAUACCCUAUAAAUGA